AUGACUUUAGUGAGCAAAUCGUUCUAUUUCAUUUGCUUGCAUCUGGUUCUUGUUUCACCUCAAUUCAAUCUUGAUCAUACUGAUUGGAUAAAUGAGAGUGAAGAUCAUAGUGGACUCCAACAUAAUUGUUUAUAUAAUAUGAUGUCUUACGAAAACCGCCUUGCCGAAUCAGAUCAGAUUAUUUCUUACUGUCUAACUGAAUGGCCAUCAAAGUUCAAGAUACGAGAAAAUGAACACGAUCAAAAAUUCACUUUUUCUCAACUUUACAGAGAUAAUAUUACUAGUCAACAAUUAUAUGAUUGGUCAGCACCAUUGGAUGUUAUUGAACGUUAUCAAAUGUAUUUAAAUCAACUUUUAACUUCGAACGAUUCAUUAUUAAUGGGGACACAAUUGUAUUACAAUUGUACAUUACCAAGAUUUGGUCCAUUGUGUCAAUAUUCAUUAGAUAUCUCUACACGUUAUGAAUCAUCAAAUAAUAUCAUUAAUGAUUUUUAUAUGAAUUCGUAUAAACCAACAAGUUUGACAUGUUAUAUUCAUUUAAAAUGUGAUCACGGCUCUAAACUAACAUGUCUUGAUUGGGCUGAUAUUUGUGAUGGUUAUGUCGAUUGUUUAAAUGGUCCAGUCGAUGAAGAACAUUGUUGGCAACUUCAUACCAAUGAAUGUAAGGAUGACGAAUUUCGGUGUUAUAAUGGACAGUGUAUCCCGAAGAUAUUUUUAAAUGAUGCUGCCACGGUUUAUGACUGUCUCGAUAAAUCCGACAAGACUAACUCGAUAAUUACGCAAGACAAACGCAUUCAUUUAGAAAUGCCAGGAUUUAAUCGGGAAGAUAUACAAUGUAUUCAGAGUAAUCCUCAAUCGUACAGACAAUUCACAAGUUCAUGUGUAAGAAAACGCGAAUAUCUGUUGAAGGAGAUGAUGUUUUCUGAUACACCAAACUCGAUAUCCGAUGAUUGUUGGUUAGCAUUUAAAUGUAACUAUGGUAUUCUAUCUGCAACUGUUCCUAUGUGCAAAAACAUCAGCAUUAAUAAGACAUUCGUUGAAACAAUGAAGAACACUUGUUCCGAUAUGUUAAUUGUACCAGCCAAACCAAUCGCGUUCGGUCAUAUCUAUUUAGGUUAUAUUAAAGAAGCCAUGUUAAAUUCAACCAAUUCGCUCGAACCUCAGUACAUCUGCUACAAUGAUCGUCUUUGUAAUGGAUUUUCUGACAAUAAAACAUUGCUGUUUUUUACUAAAACUACAUGUCGCCGUGUAGAGGAUUUUCCAGUAACAUUUGGUAAAAAAAGUCAUUUGACCAAAAUAGAUGAUUAUAUUAAAAUAUUGUACAAAGAACUUUCACACUGUAACACAAUAAUUUACAAUAAUAUUAAAGUUUGUAACAGUUCAUUUAUGUAUCAAUGUAUUAACUCUUCGAAAUGUAUCACAACAAAUCGUCUUUGUGAUGGUGUAAAUGAUUGCGAUUACGAAGAUGAUGAACAAUGCUCGUUAGUCAAUGGUAUUUGUUCUGUACUUGAAUCUAAUAUACUUUACAAAUGUGUAUUAUCGAAUAAAUGUAUCUCUAUACAUAGAUUUGGGGAUUAUGAAUGUGACUGUUAUUGUUAUGGAUGUCGCACAUGCGAAGACGAACCUGACAGUUUAAGCUUUGUUGAUAGUCGUAUAUCAUUUCAAACUAUUUGUGAUGGUUUUAUAGAACUAAUUCCUAUUACUAUUGAUGGACGAAAUGAAACAGACGAAACAGAAUGUGAAUAUUGGCCGUGUAGUAAUAAUUAUACACGAUGUGAUGGUAGAUGGAAUUGUUAUAAUGGAGCUGAUGAAAUUGAUUGUGCUUCCUUAUCAUGUCCACUUCGUCAUCAUAAAUGUGUUUCACCUGAGACAUAUCAAUUCAUGUGUUUACCUAUUGAAAAAGCCAAUAACGGUAUCAUUGAUUGUGUUGGUGCUAUCGAUGAGCCAAGAUUAUGUCGAUCAAGUAAUCACAUACAUACUGACAAGAAUUUUUAUUGUAAAUAUGAUCCUAUUCAGCCUUGUAUAUCCUCUCAAAAACUAUGCUCUAUAGAAAAUCGAUGUCUGUACAAAGAUGAUGAACGGCUUUGUUAUCCGACUCGUAAUUAUACUGAAACCAGUUCUGUUUGUUCUUAUCAAUAUAAAUCGAAUCGUUCCGACGUUCAGAAUUAUUUUUGUUCACUCGACGUCGACCACGAGAAAUUGAAAUAUCGAUUCUUGUUACUGAAUGAUGUUCAACUUCCAGCAAACAUCGUAAUGGUACUAGAUUCAAAUAAAAGAAUCAUAGAUUCAUCCAACAUUAUAGUUACUCGUCAAUAUCAGGAACGAUGUCAUCGCGGUCUUCCGUUACUUGUCUGGUUAGACAACAAAACAAACGUAACUACAGAAGCAUGUCUUUGUCCACCUAGUUUCUAUGGAAAUAUUUGUCAGUAUCAGAAUCAACGAGUUAGUCUUACUGUACAAUUUCGUACUUUUUCAGAUUCUAGACGAAUAUUAUUUUCUCUUGUUAUCUCACUUAUUGAUGAUAGUGAUAAAAGACUUAUACAUUCUUAUCAACAAUUCACGUAUUAUUAUUUUGAACAUUGUUCAGCAAAAUUUAAUACUUAUUUACUUUAUUCAACUCGACCAAAAUAUUCUACAAGAAACUAUUCAAUACAUAUCGAUGCUUAUGAAAAAACUUCCUUUGUAUAUCGAGGAAGUUUUCUCAUACCUAUUAAAUUUUCUUUUUUACCCGUCAAUCGGAUCGCUUUAAUAAUUAACAUCCCGCGUAAAAAUGAUAAUAAAGAAAGUUGUUCCGAUAAAUUAUGUAUGCAUGGUCAAUGUCGCAGAUAUGUUAACGAUCCGAAAGGUACUACUUUUUGUCAAUGCCAUCGUGGAUGGUCUGGAGAAUAUUGUACAAUUUCGCAUACAUGUAAUUGUUCGUCUGAUUCGUUGUGCAUUGGUAUUUCAGCAAAUAAUCGAUCUAUAUGUGUCUGUCCGAUGAAUAGAUGGGGUUCUCAAUGUCUACUUCGAAAUGAUGUAUGUCAAUCUAAUCAAAAUGAUACAUGUUUUAAUGGUGGUCGAUGUUUACCUAUUGAUGAACAGUUGAUACGCAGUGAAAAGUUUAUUUGUAUCUGCCCAAUAGGGUUUCGAGGUCGUCAAUGUAAAGAAGUGGAUAUGAAAAUAACUUUAUCAUUCCAUAAGGAUAUUAUUUUACCACAAUCUAUAGCAUUACAUUUUAUUCUAAUAAGCCUUUACGGUACAUCAGAGUUUGGUUCUCUAUAUAAAAGAAUUCCUAUUAAUGAAAAAUCAAUCGCGCUUUAUUGGUCGCAGCCAUUUACUAUCGCAUUAGCUCGAGUUUCUAAGAGUUUCUAUGUGCUUGUUCCUCCAAGAAAUGCCGAUAAUCGAACAGAUUUUAAUCGAACAAUCACACCAUUAGAUCGCUGUGAUCAUAUAGGUGAAAUUCUAAAUGAAACAAUUGCUAAAUUACAUCUUAUUCGUCGUAUUAAAUACUAUCAUUUAUCGUGUCGUAAACUAUCACCAACAUUAUCUUGUUUCUACGAUGAUACUCAUUUUUGUUUUUGUAAUAAUUUUCAUGAGGAACGCACAGCUAACUGUUUCGAAUUUAAUUCUACAAAGAAGCAUAAUUGCUUUGGUCAAAAUAGUUGUGAAAACGGAGGUGAAUGUUUACAAGACAAAAUCAAUUGUCCACGAACAUUAAUAUGUGUUUGUCCACCAUGUUUUUAUGGUCUGCAAUGCCAGUUCAGUUCAAAUUUAUUUGGUCUUUCACUGGAUGCUAUUUUGGGUUAUCAUAUUCAACCAUAUAUUGAUAUGAUACAUCAACCAACUAUCGUACAAACUAGUCUAGCAAUCACAAUAAUCAUAAUUAUAAUUGGUUUGAUUAAUGGUAUUGCAUCUCUAAUAACUUUUAAAAAUAAAGAAACACAAAAAUUAGGCUGUGGCUUCUAUCUAUACGGAUCAUCAAUAGCGACUUUAUUUAUUGUAAUUAUUUUUACAUUGAAGUUUUCGAUACUUCUUAUUGCACAAAUAACAUACAUUGAAAAUCGAUUAUUUUUACGUUUUCAAUGUGUUUCAAUUGAUUUUUUGUUACGAAUUGGUCUUAAUAUGGAUCGAUGGUUGAAUGCAUGUGUAGCGUUGGAAAGAGCUAUUGCUACAAUAAAAGGUAUCGCCUUUAACAAAACAAAAAGUAAAAAAAUUGCUGGAUAUAUUAUUCUUCUUCUUUCAAUUGUGAUCAUUAGUACAGAUGUUCAUGAUCCUAUUUAUCGACAAUUGAUUGACGAGAAUAAUAAUGAUGAGUAUGAUAGUGAUGAUAAUGAGAAAAGAAUAUGGUGUAUUGUCACGUAUCCACCUGCCAUUCAGAAAUUCAAUACAGCUAUGAAUAUAUUACAUUUUUUUAUUCCGUUUACUAUUAAUUUAAUUUCAGCAUUGAUAAUUAUUGUCCUAACCACUCGUCAACGAGCUAAAACUAAAGGUCAUCAAAACUAUCGAAAACUCUUACGAGAGCAAUUUAAUCAACAUAAACAUAUUCUUAUUGGUCCAGUUACUUUGGUUAUUCUUGGUGUACCACGUUUGAUCAUUUCACUUACUUCAGGUUGUAUGCAAUCAUUAAGUCAAUCAUGGCUAUUUUUAAUUGGUUAUUUCAUUUCAUUUAUUCCACCUAUGGUUACUUUUGUGGUAUUUGUUCUCCCAUCGAAACUAUACAAAAAAGAGUUCAACAACUCUGUCAAACGAUUACGACGUACUGUUAGAUCAGGACUGCGCUUUACUCGAUCGAAUUGA
Molecule: messenger RNA, 4776 nt
Organism: Adineta steineri
Lineage: Eukaryota; Metazoa; Rotifera; Eurotatoria; Adinetida; Adinetidae
Source: the annotation of a GenBank genome assembly